Molecule: messenger RNA, 1558 nt
Organism: Hippocampus comes (tiger tail seahorse)
Lineage: Eukaryota; Metazoa; Chordata; Actinopteri; Syngnathiformes; Syngnathidae
Product: homeobox protein otx5-like
Exons: 3
Coding region: 293-1183 (296 amino acids)
Biological process (GO): regulation of transcription by RNA polymerase II; multicellular organism development
Cellular component (GO): nucleus
Molecular function (GO): DNA-binding transcription factor activity, RNA polymerase II-specific; RNA polymerase II cis-regulatory region sequence-specific DNA binding
Source: RefSeq, a predicted model, not a curated record
CUUUGUAGCGUUAUUAGUGAGCAGCUGACUUUUGACUUUUCUUUUUGUCACUCUUAACUUUGACGCACCUGAACUAUUCAAAGGUGUUACGCACGUACACGCUGCGGACACAGCGGAAUAGUGGGGAAAUACGUGGAACGAAUCACAAGCGAAAGAGAGAGAGAGAGAGAGCGAGAGAGAGAGAGAGAGAGAGAGAGAGAGAGCCCGCAGACAAACUAGAGGAGGAGGAGGCCCGUGUUGUGAGAGAAGAAGAACAAGUGAGUGAGGGAGUGUUUUAAAGCCCACAGGAGGCAUGAUGUCCUACAUUAAGCAACCCCAUUACGCCGUGAACGGGUUAACUCUGUCCGGCCCGGGCAUGGAUCUGCUGCACACCACCGCCGUUGGAUACCCCAGUACCCCACGUAAGCAGCGUCGCGAACGCACCACAUUUACGCGCGCACAGCUGGACAUCCUGGAGGCUCUGUUUGCCAAAACGCGCUACCCAGACAUCUUCAUGAGGGAGGAGGUGGCCCUCAAGAUAAAUUUGCCCGAGUCCAGAGUCCAGGUAUGGUUCAAGAACCGCCGUGCCAAGUGUCGCCAACAGCAACAGCAGAGCACAGGCCAGUCUAAACCGCGGCCUCCUAAAAAGAAGGCCUCACCGGUUCGGGAGGCCAGCGCCGAGGUUAAUGCCAACCCGGCCAACGGUCCCUACAGCCCACCGCCACCUCCCCCGGGAACCGCUAUCACCCCGAGUUCCAGCUCUGCCAGCGCCACAGUGUCCAUUUGGAGCCCGGCCUCCAUCUCACCUCUGCCGGACCCCCUGUCUGCCUCCACCACCCCCUGCAUGCAGCGUGCCACCGCCUACCCCAUGACCUACAGCCAGGCCCCUGCCUACAGCCAAAGCUACGCAGGCUCCUCCUCCUACUUCACCGGCCUGGACUGUAGUUCCUACUUGUCACCCAUGCACCCGCAGCUGUCGGGCACAGGAGGUGCCCUCAGCCCCAUCACCGCCUCCUCCAUGGGCGGUCCCCUCAGCCAGUCGCCCGCCUCACUCUCCUCCCAAGGCUACACGGCCGCUUCGCUUGGCUUCGGAGCCGUCGACUGUCUGGACUACAAGGACCAAGCUGCCUGGAAGCUCAAUUUCAAUGCUGCAGACUGUCUGGACUACAAAGACCAGAACUCCUGGAAGUUCCAGGUCUUGUAAAUAGCAUCAAGUGAGGGGUCGGCUAGCGAGGCUAUAUGGGAAGACAUUUUGAAUCAGUGUCAAAGUUGGGUGAAUAGAGCAAAUUACCGUCGUUGAUUUGACAAGUUGAGCAAAGAAAUGUGGCUGGAAUACUUUUUUUGUAUUGAUGCUGAGCUCAACCCUAAACCAUCCAAUAUAGAAAAAAAAACUAGAAAAGAUAUUGACAUGAUAGUUAUUGCUCCAUCUAAGAAGUGUAUGACUUGGAUGAUAUUUGCUAAAAUGAGGUAACACUAAUACCACACAUUAGGCUGUCAAUGCCAUCAGCCAUCACUUCAAACCUGUCCAAAAAUUGGAUCAUGUUUAACGAAUGAGCAUGAUUAAAAAGUUUUGUACUAC